This is a messenger RNA of Chroicocephalus ridibundus (black-headed gull), 10880 nucleotides long. RefSeq names its product vasorin (gene VASN). Gene Ontology annotation, molecular function: protein binding. The record is from RefSeq and is a predicted model, not a curated record. Gene Ontology annotation, cellular component: plasma membrane. Lineage: Eukaryota; Metazoa; Chordata; Aves; Charadriiformes; Laridae.
AGCCGGGGGCACCCAUCGGCACAGCGCCCGACGACCUCAGGACGGAUCCUGUGCCUUCCCCCGCUGCUGCACCCCCCCAAACCCCAUCCGGUGCUGGGAUACCCCGACAUACCCCGGCACCGGACGGGGUUUGGGGGGGCGUGCAGCAGCAGGGGAAGGCGCAGGACUUCCCAUGCCGGGCUGCUCCCUUGACUCCCCCCAACCAUCCCAUCCUGGGGUGACAAGUUUGCAGUGGGACAGUGGCACCGCCAGCCACUUCCAGCCCACCUGAAGCUGUGCCCAGCCGUGGGGCGUCCCCACUCUCAGCCUUGCACCCUGUGCCCUGCGAUGGCACCCGGCCCUGCUCGGGGAAGGCUGCGUCACCCGCAGAGGAACCCCGAGGCUGGCCGGGCUGGCUCGGCCAGUUCGUGGCGAGCGCGUGGCACACCCCGACAUGCCACCCGUCUCGCCCGGCACCCGCCGUGCCAGCCAGCCCCGAGAGUGCCCUGUGGCUGGGGCUGUGCCAGCUGGAGCGUGUCCCUGCUCCUUGGGCUGCGGUCAGGGGGUGCUCGGUGGACGGAGGGGACCGUGGCGGGGGGGGGAGAGCGGUCAGGACAUGCUCAAUGGCCAGAGGGGACCAUGGCGGGGGGAUGCGUGGCAGCUGGAGGGGAUGAUGAUCAAGGGGAUGCUUGAUGGCUGGAGGAGAUGAUGACCGAGGAGAUGAUGACCAAGGAGAUGCUCAGUGGUUGGAGGGCACCAUGAGCACAGGGGACGGUGGUGACGAGGAGCAUGGAGCCACCUUUCUGCUUUCCCUCGGCAGGGGCGAAGGAGGCAGAAAACAAAGGGACAAUCUAUUACUUUUGGUUGACGUUUCUGUGGCUGUGCCGGCAGGGCAGGGAGCCGUGUCGUGCCGUGUCAGUGUUUUGAGGAAAUACGGUGAAACCAAGGCUGUGCCGCGCUCUUGUCCCAGCCCCGGCAUCUCCCCGUGGCAGGGACACCCUGUGGCAGGGACACCAUGGCACAGGAUGGCCAGGUGGCACAAGGGACAGCCGUGGUCGGUAUGGCACAGUCCUGCCCCAGGACUGCUGGCACAAUGUAGGCAAACACCACCAGGGUGGCCGCGGCAGGCACCGGUGUCCCCUGCCCAGCUGCGGUCACCGUCACCGGCACUGCCGCCACCGCUGGGGCCCAGGGUUGGGACAAGGGCACCCUGGGUGCCUGGUUGUCCCAGCCUGGCCCGUGCCGUCCUCGCGGUGCUAAAUGAGGACUGAUGUCCUGUGGCCCUCGGCACAGCUUUGCUGUCACUGGGGCAUGGGAGCAGCCCUGCGAGGGCCACCCACCGCCCCCAUGUCCGCCAGCAGAUGGUGGCAGGGGCAUGGGGGUACUGGGGUCCCUGGGUACAUUGGAUAUGGGGGUCCUUGGGGGUGCCAAGGACACCUGGCCCCUGGUGUUACCAGGGGUCACAAGUGUGCCAGGGGGUGCUGGAGGUGACAGAGGUCCCACAGGCCCCUGUCACUCUGGGGAGUCUUGGAGCUGCUGGGGGACCCAGUGGGUCCCUGGGUGGUCCUGGGGGUCCCUGUGACUCUGGGGGUCCUGGAGCUGCCAGGAGUCCCAGGGAUCCCCAUCAGGUCCCUGUCGGAUCCCCGGGGGUCACAGGGUGUCCCAGAGGUCCCCAUCAGGUCCCCGGGGUGUCCUGGGAGUCCCCAUCGUGUCCCGGAGGGUCCCCGGGGUGUCCCUGGAGGGUCUCAAUCGGGUCCCAGUCAGUCCCGGGGUGUCCCGGGGGUCCCAGGGGUGUCCCGGGGUGUCCCGGGGGUCCCCAUCGGGUCCCGGGGGGUCCCGGCGGUCCCGGGGGUCCCGCCCCGUGUCGGGCCCCAGGUGCGCAGGGGGCGGGGCCUUGGAGGCAGACGUGCCCCACCCCUCCUCCCCUGUCGCCGACAGCCAAUGGGGAGGCGGCGGGAGGGCAGGCUCCGCCCCCCGCGGUUUUAAAGCCGCCCCCCGCGCCCGGCGCCGCCAGAGAGGGGAGCGCCCGCUCGGCCGCCCGCCCGCCGCCAUGGACUGACCCACCCGGCCCGGCCCCGGCCCGGCCCGGCCCGACACGAGCUGACACCAUGAACCAGCUGAUCCUUUACACGCUGCUUCUCUUGGCCCCCGGGGAGCUGGCGGGGGCAUGUCCCACAGGCUGCCAGUGCCAAGACCCCAAGACCAUCCUGUGCGCAGCCAGAAGGGGUCAGACUGUGCCCCGGGGGCUGCCCCCCAACACCCUCUCCCUCUAUGUCUUUGAGAACGGCAUCACGAUGCUGAGCGAGGACAGCUUUGCCGGCCUGCCCGCCCUCCAGCUCUUGGACCUCUCACAAAACAAGAUCACCAGCAUCCAGAAAAACAUCUUCCAGCCCCUGACGGAGCUCAUCAACUUGGACCUGUCCUCCAACCAGCUGCAGGAGAUCACCAACGAGACCUUCCACGGGCUGCGGCUGCUGGAGCGGCUCUACCUGCAGAGGAACAGGAUCCAGCACAUCCACGCUGCCGCCUUUGACACACUGGAGAACCUGCUGGAGCUGAAGCUUCAAAACAACCAGCUCUGGGCCGUGCCCCCCCUCGACCUGCCCAACCUCCUGCUGCUGGACAUCAGCUGGAACAAAAUCCCCACCAUUGCACCGGGGGCCUUCCAUGCCGUCAACAUCGAGUCCCUGAAGAUCGCAGGGCUGGGCCUGACGAGCUUAAAUGAGGAGCUCUUCCAGGCCCAGAACAACCUCCAUGAGCUGGACGUCUCCGACAACCUGCUGGAGCGUGUCCCGGCAGUGCUGCGGCGGCUGGGGAGCCUCACCAAGCUCAGCCUGGCUGGCAACGCCCGCAUCUCCCAGCUGCCGCCGGAGGACUUCCACAACCUUCACAACCUCCAGGAGCUGGACAUCAGCAACCUAAACAUCAACACCAUCCCUCGGGAUUUCUCCAGCUUCUUCCCCAGGCUGCGGGCCGUGACGGCCGCUGGCAACCCCUUCAACUGCAUCUGCCAGAUGAGCUGGCUGGUGCAGUGGGUGAACGCCAGCAGCGUAGUCCUCCGGCGGCCCGAGGAGACGCGCUGCCACUUCCCCCCAAAAAACUCUGGCAAGCUCCUCCACCACUUGCAGUACGCUGACUUCGGCUGCCCCACCACCACCACUACCACCACCACCCCCACCACCCCGCGCACCACCACGCUGCCGCCGCCUGCGCCGCUCCCCACCACCAGCCGCCCAGUGCUGCAGCCCAGCACCGCCGCUCCCACCCUGGGGGCCAGAGCCCCCCUGGGCAGCUCCACGCCAAUGCCCUUCAGUGGCCCCCCGGCCCCCACCAGUCCCCCGCCGCCCAUCUGUCCCCCUCGCACGUGUCUGAACGGUGGCACCUGCCGCCUGGGUGCCCAAAACCACCUGGAGUGCCUGUGCCCGGCGGGCUUUGCUGGGGCAUACUGCCAGGUGGAGACAAGGGGGACCACGCCGUCCCCCGCCACGCCGUCCCCGCUGCCCAGCCGGCGGAUCAGCAUCACGCAGGUCAGCAGCACCUCCCUCAAAGUGGACUUGCAGAACUACAUCCAGUCCAAAGCGCAGCUGAAAGGCAUCCGCUUGAGCUACCGAAAUCUCUCCGGGCCAGACAAGCGGCCCGUGAUGCUGCGUUUGCCAGCUUCGCUCUCCGAGUACACGGUGCGGGCGCUGAAGCCCAACUGCACCUACCGCGUCUGCAUCGGGCCCCUGGGGGAGAAGGUCUCCAAGGAGGAGCACUGCGCUGAGGCGCAGACCUUGCCGGCGAGCCAACAGCAGCACUCGCCCGUCACCCAGAGCAAGGACAGCAACCUCACCCUGAUGAUCGUCCCCGCGCUGGCCGCCAUGCUGCUGCUGCUGGUGGUGGUGACUGCUGGCACGUACUACUGCCGGCACCGCCGGGCGAAGGCGCACGCCAGCACCGAGGUGGAUGCCAGCCCGCUGGAGCUGGAAGGGGUGAAAGCCUGCCUGGAAAAUGGGGAUUUGAGCAAUCAUGGUUGCAAGGUGCCGGAGGCGGCGAUUCUUUCGGGCGGUUCCGAGUGCGAGGUCCCGCUCAUGCAGUCGCACUACCCCAGCAACAACAACACCCCGGGCCUCAAACCCUCCUAUUUCUGAGCCAGGCGGGACGGGGCUGCCGGGCAAGGGGAGCCCUGGACAGACGAGGGUUGAGCUGCAGUGGUGGCACUUGGCCGUGUCCUUCCAGGGCGAGGAACGGCAAGGAGUUAACUGAAUUCAGGCAGAAAAACCCCAAACCCAUAACGUGCAAUUUCCGAGAGGCUGCCACGCUUCGGGAGGAGACACUAAUUUUACCGCUCAGUGCCUUGAUUUCUGUGACUCUACGUAAAACGUGGGUAGCGAAAGAAGAGGGGGUUUGGGGUUUUUUAAUUUGGGGUUUGGGUGGGCUUUUUUUAGCUACUGCUAAAAAGAAAGCUGCCGGUCACUCGGCUAAGGGACGUCCACGUGCUGGUAACAAGGGUCCUUUAGCGGAGCAUGGCCCGUGACUCUCAACUCCCUGGAAGCUGAUGUGAGCAAUAAGGCUCGGCCGAGGUGCUGGGACCCUCGGGACCCCCCGGGCUGAAGGAAGCGCCGAGCAGGCAAACCGGGAAUUGAAGCUUUAAGAACUCGGAGAGAAUAUUUAUACACGGUUAUUUCCCAUUUCUUCUGGGAAAACUUUUUUUUUUUUUUCUAGUACCGAUUUGUGUACAUCUCUUUUGUAAGGCAGACCAGAAGGGUGUCUUUUUGUAAAAAAAGAAAAAUAAUAAAAAAAAAUUAAAAUAACAACCAUGAAAACCUCUACGCAGCCCCAGGCACUGCCCAGCUCGCCCCAGUUUGAGGGCAAUGGUGCGGGCAGGGCAGCCAGUCCCCCGCAGAGGAGCGGGAAGGUCGGCUGCGUCCUCCCGUUGUUGUUGGCGAGCACCGGGAUGAGUCAGGGCAAUGGAUGGGGGAGGGGGGGAAUUUUCCUGACUCUGGGCGGUGGUGCUGGGGCGGCUUCACCCCCAUGGCGCUGCCCCCCACCGUGGGGGGCUGAGGAGGUGUUCCCAAAACAGAGGCCACGGGUUUCUAAUCAGCCCCUGCCCUGUGCAUCAUCCAGCCUUACUUCAUCCCUCCCCGCCUGCCAGAUGGCUCCGGAGCCGGCUGCGGGACAAACAGCCCAGCCCACCCUCCGUGACCUCCCCACGUCACCCCGGGCGGCACCGGCGCCCCCAAAACGCCCAGGACGAGCGUCGGCCUGCUCUGUCCCCCCGAAGCGGGGGGGCUGCAGCCAGAGCCGAGACUCAGGGCCCCCACCGUGAGCCCCCGGCCCCGGGAACAGCCGGUUUCGUGCGCUGGCCCCGACGGGGAGGGCUGGGAGCCGGCGCUCGGCAGGUUCCCGCUGCCAAGUGGUUUCUGCUCCAACCCUCUGGUUUUAAUCGUUUUCCAAUCCUUUAUCUUUCGGGCUGGAAUUUUCCAGGUUGGGGCCCUGCCCGCCGAGGUAUGUUUGAUUUGGAGAGAAUGAGCAAAAAGGGGCUGAAACGCCGCGGCUGCCGCCAGCGGAGCCGAGGGUCACCACUGUGCCGCGCAAGAUGCCGGCGGCUCUUUGGCCGGCCCCGACCCCGCAAUCGCCCCGGUCCCGCUCGCCCGGGGCCGAUGGCGGGAGGGAGCGUCUCUGGAUGCAAUUAGGGGCGUGGGGCGGUGGCGGGGGCCGUCUGGCGCAGCCCCCCCGGCUCCCAGGUGGGCUUCCGGCAGGGCUGGCUCCCAUUAGGGCCGGCGCAGCGGCAGGAGGGGCCCCUCGCCGGCGCGGGUGGGUCGGUGCGAUGGCCACGCUCGCCCGCUCAAAGGGCCCAUUGUGGUCCUCUCCCCACAGAUUUUUCAAAUUAACAUCCCAAAUUCCUCCGAAAAUUGCUGCUGUGUAAAUAUUUUCACUGCGAGCUUUGUAUAUUUUCCAGCCCCGCGAGGAGGAGAGAAGAAAAGUCCCCGGCGGAGCCACGGCCUCACGCCGGGUGCCUCCGGACGGCCGCUGACGCAGCCCCCCUGCCCCAGCCCGGCCAGGCGCAGGGUCAGCCCCUGCGUGUCCCCUCACCGGCACCGGGCUGCAGAGACCUUCGAGCCCCUUCCUUCCCCGCCUCUCGCUUUCCCUCCUGCUGCUCGACUUCCUUACAUGCCCUUCCCCUAACGAAGCUAUUUCCCCCCCUUGCAAUUAGCUGGAGGUUUGCAGAGAACCCCAACAUGCCAGGUGGGCGCCGGGGACCCCCACAGCCCCUCGGCAGGUCCCGUCGUUCCUGGGGGACUUCCAGCAACUCCAGAGUGACCGCGGCUCCGUUGGCAAUGCCACAUGGGCUGCCCUGGCCCGGCUUUGGCAGGUGCAGCGCAGCCGGGCUGCCCCGAGCCAAGGUUUUCGGUGCCAACCGGGAGCUGCGGGGAAGGGGCCAGGCUGCAGCCAAUGGUGGCCAUGCGAGGAAGGGGCCGGAGCAGCAGUAGGGGAUGGGGGGGCUCGGACUCAGCACCGAGUGGGACAGGGAUGCUGUGUCCAGGGCAUGGCUUGGCACCCCCCUGACACCCACAUCUGCACCCAGGUGGCUCCGCGGGAGCUCGGCUGUGCCCAAAAAUGUGCCUGUCCAGCCCCCGCGGCUUCCCAAACCCCAGCCCAAAAGUCCCCUCGGCCACUGCCAGCCCCGGCAUGCGCGCCACAUCGUGUGGUGCUGCUAAUUCCUCCGAGCUGAAUCAGCGCCGGGGAAGGAUUGCAAAACCCGCUGAAAUGACCCCAAAAAAAAAAAAAAAAAAAAAAUAAUCCCUCUCACUAUGCGAUCCAGCGGGGCUGGUAACCAACAGCCCCAACCAGAAGCCACCGGCAGGAUAGGGGGGCUCGGCGGGGAGCCACAACGGGAGGAGCCACCGGCUUCACCGGGGCAAGUCACCGGAGCAGCACUGACGGCUGCAAUCCUGGAGGUCCCUGGCUUCCAGAGAACCAUCCAUGGCUCCGGGGAAACCAAAGCCUGGUCCCCUGGGUCCCCCAGGUCCCCACGGCCGGAGCAGAGUCCCGGGACACACACACACACACACGCUGCCUUGGUACCAGGUGGGGGGGUCCCCAUCCCGGCUCCCCCGGGGUGAGGGCAGGCGUGUGCCCGUCCCACAGCCCCACGCGCUGCCAGGAAAAGCUUGCGGAGAGGCCGAAAUCCCAACGGCUUCCUGGAAAGCUGGGGAGGCCGGGGCCGGGGAGUGCCGGGCAGCCGCGGAGGCGGUGGUGGGCCGAGGCCGUGGCCCAUCUGGGAGCGAUUUCGGCGCUGCCGCCGCUCGCUGCCUUCCCGCCCGCCCGAGCUAUUUUUACCCGGUGUAAUUACCGGGGCAGGCGACAGGGCUGGGCAGCCGCCCCGCCGUUAACCCCUUUGUGCAGCCACCCAGGAGCAUCUCGUCCCACGGGGACGGGUCCCACCGGGGUGGCACCUGGUGGGGUGGCUUCUCCCCGUUCCCUGUGCCUGAGGUUGGCAGCCAAGCAGGAGCAGCCACUUGCCCACCAAUGGCAAGCAGAUGCCAGCCCAGGCACCCCUGCGAAGAGGGGUCUGUAAGGGGGAUGGGGACGGGGACAGGGACAGGGAUGGACCUGUCCUGCUCAGCGCUCUGCCACCGAGACCUCACCACUGGGGUGGGUGUUGUCAGAGCCCCGCAAAACACCCACCACGACCCACAAGGGCUGCUAAAUCCCAGGAUAAAGCAGUGCACAGGGCAUCGGAGCCAGGCGGGAUGGGUGCAGGACCGGCCAUCAAGGUCCCGGUACAGCUGGUGACAGGGGAGAGGUGGCAGGGUGACGGAGGGGACACGUGCCUUGGUGCACAGGAGGGCUGGAGCCGGGAGAUACCGGAGCUGCAUCCACACGAGCUGGCUCAGGCUCUGCUGGGGCAGCGGGUGGGUGCUGGGGGCUGAGCAUCCCUGGGCAGCCUUCCCGGGAACCCCCCCGGCCCCUCCAUGUCCUGCUCCAGCGCUGGGGGAGCCAAACAGCCCCAAAUCCCUCUGCAAACAUCCUGCUGUGCCGGCUCGUCGCCGCAGGCAGGUCCCGGCUCUGGCGCCUCCAGCUCUGGUGGACUUUGCUCUGCAAAGGGCGGUGGGGACCCGGCUGUCCCCAUCUCCCAGCCCCGUGGGGAUCGGGCCCAGCACCGGCACACACCACGGGGACAUGGCUCCCGGGGACGUUUGCAGACCCCGUCACCCUCGACUCUGCUGAGCUGUGGGCAGGAGACUGCCCGAUUCCCUGCCCAGCGAGCGGGCACCCCCAGCCUCCCCGGGGACAUUUUUGGGGACACCAAAAGAUGCGGCGACACAAGGCCGCCGCUGUUCUUGCCAUCCCCGGCGCGGUGACGGCACCGUCCCCGGGCAGUGCCGUGCCGGGCGCCGGGCGCGGGGUCUGGUCGCUGACCUUGAGUGGGAGCCGGUAACCCAACCCCGCCGGUGCUGGUUACAAUUUAGGGCAACAAUAACCUAUUGAGGCCCCUUCCUGGCUCCUGCCCCGCUGCUCCUUGAUCUAAUUAAAGGGGGGGCCAAGGCCGGGGGGGAAGACAAAACCCGAGCCGAAGGGAGCGGCGGGUACCCGAAGGCAGCACGUUGGGAGGGGCCGGGGCCACCCAUGCCUCCCGCCACCCGCUCCCGCGGGGGUCCGGGCAUCAGCGGGGGGGGGGUCAGCUCCUGAGCACAGCCCCGACAUAGAUGGGGUGCUUUGAAAAAGAGGUUUACACGGACGCAGAGAUCUUGCCUGCUCAGGAUUUGGGAUGGGGAACCCCCAAAAUGCACUUGUUGAUGUGGGGGCGAAUGGGGAUGGUGCCCCCUCCCACUCUGCACUUUUCCCUGGUGGAUGCUGGGCAGGGGCACAGCCGCCCCACAGGGUUCAGUGUGGUGGUGGGCACGGGGGUGGGCACGCUGGGGGUGACCCCCACCUCGGGGCAUGCCAUGGCCCAGGGCGCCCAGGACGCGUGGUGCCGGCUCGGCGAGCACUGGGCUCCGCGGCGGGACGCGGUGGGGACGCGGUGGGGCCAUGGGCUCCCCAUCCCGCCGGCCCCGGCGUCAGUAAUGAAUGGUAUGAGUUUCCUGCCCGCCCACUGAUUGCUUCCUCAAAGAGCCUCAAUGAGCUGCUGCUGCUGCCCCGGCUCCCCCCGCGCCGCUCGUGGCAUGGCCGGCACCGCCGCGCCGCCGGACGGCUCUCGCUGCCCCACGCCGGGCACCCACGGCCACACUGGAGAGCCACGAUGGGAUCCGCCAUCCCUGACGCUGAACCGCCGUCCCUGGAGCAGUAGCACCCAGCACCAAGCCUGACUCGAUGCCCAGUUGGGGCACUGCCCCUGGGGGGGGACACGGGAACCCCCAAACCCCCCACCCACUGCCCCAACCACAGCUCCGGGGCUCCCGAGCAUCGCAUCCCGCCGGCUCUGACGGAGGGAGAGCGCGGCCCCCGCUCGGCACCUCUGCCGGGAGCCAGCCCAAAUCCCCCUCCGCCAUUUGUCAUCUCCGCCAGAUUUACAGGCAGGGAGUGGUUGGGGCUGGAACUGCAGCCGGCCCUGGCGCGGCUGCCUAAAAAAAGCACCUCCCGCUCCUUCGGAGGGGGGGGUUCCCAUUCACCCCCCUACCCCCAGCCCCUCUCCGUAUCACCACGCUGCCGCAGCCCGGCAGAGCCCCGGCGUGACGCGCAGGCAGCGCCCGCCAGCCGCAUUCCUGGCGGCCGAUAAACCCGGCAGCCAAAAUAACUCCAGCCUGCGCGAAGGGGGCUGAGCGCAGCUUGGCGUCUGCAUCCAAUUUAGCCGGGCUGGCUCGCCCCGGCCCAGCGCCGGCGGGGAGGCCCAUGCGCGCGGGGUGCGAGAAGCAGCGGGAUUUGGGGUAAUUCCCCCUGGAUUCUCCACCAGCAGCAAUAAGGGACCCUGGAGUGUCCCCUUGCAGCACGCUGUGUGCCCCGGCCUCCCUCGGGAGUGUUCACUCUGGGCACUAAUGAUGGCUGGUCACUGAGGCUGGACAUGGCAGAGCUGGAGAGCAGGAGAGCUGGGAGCUGCUCACCUUGGGAACUCGCAGGAGGGUGAGGGAUGCUCCAUCUGCCUCCCCGCCUGCUCACUCCUGGGGCUGCUCCCCCGGCCACCAUGCCCGCACCUCCCCAUGCUCAUCCUCUCCACUCCUGUCGAUCCCAGCUGCCGCCAGCACCAUCUCGGAGUUGACGCCUUAGCAGGGAGGAUGCCUGCAGGGCGGCCAUGGGCCAGCCCGCUGUCACAGCUCACUCAGCUCCUUGCAAGAGGCCCUGUACCGGCACUCAGCAACUGCUGAUCACCCAUCCCACUCCGGCAUCCUGGCCUCCAUGGAGCCAUCCCGGCAUGUGGCGAGGGUCCCGGCAUCCCUGUGCUCUGCCAGCAGCUCUGGGAAGAGCUGGAGGCCUCCAGUGCAGCCCGGCAAGGACCUUGCCCCAAAUGCCAUUGCCCUGGCAGAAUGAAGGCACUGCCUCCUCCUCCUCCUGCCAUUUCCUCGCCCGCACGGUGACGCCAGCCAGCUCACCAGGGCGGCGUGGGAGAGGCCAGGCCGGGUCCAACCAGAGUGUUCCUCACCUCGGUGGUGCCCCGCAGACAGGAGACUGCUCCAUCGCGCCUUGACAAGGAGCGCUGACCCCUUACGGCCACAAAAGUUCCUCUUCCACUCCCCCCAGGGAUGCGGACGCCCGGUGAGCAGGGCUCUGCCGCUGGCCUGGCCAUGGCUGGCUGGGCAGCCACCGCGGCACCAUGGCACAAAGCACCGCGGCCCCAGCGCGAGCAGGGGGUCGGGGCCGAGCCACUCCGGCGCGCGGGCAGCGCCAAAGAGAUUCACUCGCCCGCAGCAUCUUGUCAUGCCACCCCAAUGCACAGGCCCACCCAGCUCGUGGCCACCUUAGACACCACCGGUGCUGUC